AUCGAUAUUUGUGGGUGGUAUUAUUUAGUACAUUUCACCUUGGGAGAAAAACGUAAACAAUUUGGAAAAUAGGAAAAUGGCCCCGGAAAACAGGAUCAAAAUCCUUCCCAAAGCGGUGGUUUGCGAGGAGAGCAACCUGCGCGGUGACAUCACCUUCUCGUCGGGCUGUGUGGUUCAUCCGAGUGCCACUGUUAUUGCCGACGCUGGACCCGUGAUAAUUGGGGAAAACUGCAUCAUCGAGGAGUAUGCGACCAUAGCCCAUCGCUUGGAACCAGGAGCAGUGUGGGAUGUAAACAACAUCCUAAGCAUUGGCACCCACAAUGUCUUCGAAGUGGGUUGCCAAGUGGAAGCCUCCAGGAUUGGCGAUAAGAACGUAUUCGAAAGCAAGUGCUUUGUGGGUGGUGGAGUUACCAUUUCCAGUGGCUGCGUGGUGGGGGCUGGAAUCAAGAUCCAUACUAGUCAACUCCUGCCGGAGAACACCAUUGUAUAUGGCGAGCAGGGACUACAGCGGGAGGCCAUCGAUAAACAGGGAUCGCAGACCCUGCAAAUAGACUUUCUCCGCAAGGUCCUGCCCAACUACCAUCAUCUCCGCAAGCCCAACUACGAUCCCAAAAAGGCGCGCAGCGUUGUCUAGUUAGUAGUCUAUAUUAAUAUCAACCUUCAUGUAUUCUCCACCUUCACGGCAUUAAAGUUAGACAUCUCCCUUUCAAAAGUAA
Drosophila suzukii is the source of this 716-nucleotide messenger RNA. It is a transcript of the gene DCTN6-p27, whose product is annotated as dynactin subunit 6. Gene Ontology annotation, biological process: mitotic spindle organization. The record is from RefSeq and is a predicted model, not a curated record. Gene Ontology annotation, cellular component: dynactin complex. NCBI's taxonomy places the organism in Eukaryota, Metazoa, Arthropoda, Insecta, Diptera, Drosophilidae. Gene Ontology annotation, molecular function: dynein complex binding.